Molecule: messenger RNA, 1711 nt
Organism: Aspergillus aculeatus ATCC 16872
Lineage: Eukaryota; Fungi; Ascomycota; Eurotiomycetes; Eurotiales; Aspergillaceae
Product: L-threonylcarbamoyladenylate synthase
Exons: 1
Coding region: 351-1655 (434 amino acids)
Biological process (GO): regulation of translational fidelity
Cellular component (GO): cytoplasm
Molecular function (GO): tRNA binding; double-stranded RNA binding; nucleotidyltransferase activity
Source: RefSeq, a predicted model, not a curated record
UGACAUUUGAUUGCGCUUUUUCCUAGCAGCCAAAUAGUCCCUCGGGCCGAAUCAGUCCAGUGGGGAAAGGAGCCAGGAGAAAUUGGAUCCAAUCUGACAUAUAUGAAAGAGUGAACGAAUAAUCUUGCACCCUUGUGACUCUUUACCCCCCCACUUGGAGAAUUUUUGUCGACCAUAUUGACCCAACCCCGCGACUAGCCUAUUCUUUCUCCCUUAUGGUCUCGGAUAUCAAUUGAUAUCCCCCUUGUCGGUUCAAAGUGGUGUUGUUCCUUUCUCGUCUUCUCGCUGGCGGAUUCCCGCGCAGCUUUGUCCGGUUCGCUUCUUCUUCCUCUUCUACCACCACAGCCACUAUGUCUCCCAAGCUAGACACGCGGAUCGUGUCGGUUCGCCGACUCAACAAGGAAGGUCCUGGUGAGCGGUCACUCGCGCAAUGGUGGGCUGAUGAAUGCAACAACAACACCCCCGAAGCGGCUGCGAUCGAAGAAGCCGCACAGCUUCUGCAGACGAGCGACAUCCCCGUCGCAUUCCCCACGGAGACAGUGUAUGGAUUAGGGGCCGAUGCCACUCGCAGUGACGCCGUGCAGGGGAUCUACAAGGCCAAGCAGAGGCCAUCCGACAACCCGUUAAUCAUCCACGUGGAUUCCCUUGGAAUGCUGGAGCGCAUCCUCAACCCCGUCCAUCACAGUCCCACGCGGAUUACGAGCACCGCUCAGAACAAGCUCCCCGCCAUCUACGACUCGGUCAUCUCCCGCUUCUGGCCCGGUCCUCUCACGAUCCUCGUUCCGAACCCCUCCGGAUCCCCCCUUGCGAACGAAGUCACCUCGAACCUCACUACCUUCGGCGUCCGGAUGCCAUCGUCGCCGCUGGCCCGUUUGUUGAUCCAUGUCGCAGACCGACCACUCGCGGCCCCCUCGGCCAACGCCUCGACGAAACCGUCUCCGACAGCCGCAGAGCACGUACACCAUGAUUUGCAAGGCCGCAUAGAGCUCAUCCUCGACGGGGGUCCCUGUGGAGUCGGAGUCGAAAGCACAGUCAUCGACGGACUCUCGGAUCCCCCGGCGAUCCUCCGUCCCGGGGGCAUCGGCAUCGAGGAGUUGCGACAAUGCCCGGGAUGGGAGAAUGUGCAGGUCGGAUAUCACGACGGCACGCUCGAUGUGAAGGAGGUGCCUCGUGCGCCGGGCAUGAAGUAUCGACACUACUCCCCCAAGGCUCGGGUGGUCCUUUUCGAGCCCGAAUCCACCGACGAGGGCAUCCGAAACCACAUCCGCAAGGACCUGGAGGACUCGGCGGUCGGCGCGCAUAGCAUCGGGGUGGUGCGUACGCGCAAGUGGAAGCAGGGGCUGGGACUCGUCUCGGAGGAGGAGAUCCAGAGCGGCGCGAAACCCGUCGAAAGCUUGAUGAAGAAUCUGGUCUCGUUCCCUGUCCCCGUUGAGGACAAGAUCAAGGCUUGUGUGGUGACGAAACAGACCUUCGACUGCCAUCUCGGUCCGGACAUCAAGUCGAUUGCCCAGGGAUUGUUUUCAGCGCUGCGGGCAAUGGAUGAAGUAGGGGUGGAUGUCAUCUAUGUCGAGGGGGUGCCUGAUCAGCAAGGUGACCUGGCCGCGGCGGUGAUGAACCGGCUGCGGAAAGCCGCAGGAGCCGAGCUUCGGGUCUGAUUUAUGACGAGUGGAGUUAUUUGUUUCUCUUUUCAUACCUCUAGCUUUUGUUUUUU